CCUUGACAUGCAAAACAUCUAACAGCUCCGUCCUCAAUAUUUAAACGCCGUUGAGUGUCAGUAGCUACAUUUACAAACAAAUAGUGGCUUAAAGAGGCCCCAAUCAAUGUAAGUUGAUAUUUAACAGUUUGCUGAGCAAAUGCCAAUCUUUUACUCCCAGGAAAUCUGCCAUCCACAGUCACUUAGUCGCUCCUUUUUUGGACUAGGCAGCAAGUUUUUUCUAAUUUAAAUAUAAGGCAAAUUUCCAGAUGAUCUGAGUUCCUUUAAAAGAGGGCGGCUUAAGUGGAGUGAAAGUGUUUGAGUCCUGCAAAGAAUACACCAAAGAAACUGAAUUAAAAGCUGCAUUGCAAGAACAUGGACCUUCGUCUGACACUCCUGUUGAUCAGUCUCUGCAGCCAAGGAGUUACUAAUGGUGAGGUCGCAGACAAUGAGUCAAUUCCUCUGGUUCCUCUCAUACCUUUGUUGCCCAGUCAUCCUAUACAGCAAGUAGAAAAUGAAACCACAGCACAGGCAGAACCUGCAAACACCACAGAAGACCUUACUAGCUCGCUCAGUGGGGGCUCAUCAGCAGAGGAAGGAGAUGAGGGUUGUCCGUCCAUCAGCCAAAGAUCGCAGUCAUGGGAGGCCAUCGCUGCUGCCAUUCAGAAAUUAGGAGUGCAGCUGCUGCAGAACCUGGAGACAACGCCAGGGCAGCCAAACAUCAUCAUAUCUCCUUUUAGCAUAUCAUUAGCACUCUCCCAGCUGGCUUUAGGCUCAGUAAAUGAGACACACAAGCUGCUGAUGCAUCACCUCCAUGAAAACAGCCUCCCCUGCUACCACGAGUCUCUGCAUAAUGUUUUAAUAUAUCUCAGGAAUGACCUGCAAAUAGCCACCCGUAUCUUUCUACGCCAAGGGUUUGAGCCGAAACAAGAGUUUGUCAAUGAAUCCCGGCGGUUAUAUGACUCAGAGCCAGCAGUCUUGGAAAGUCUGGAGCAGAUAAACAAUUGGGUAGAGAAGGCGACAAAUGGGAUGAUGACUGACUUCCUUCCUGCUUUACCACCCAAUCUGCUUGUCAUGCUCAUUAAUGCUGUCCAUUUCAAAGGGGAGUGGAAAGCUCGAUUUGAUCCACGCUUUACCUCCAGAGGGGUUUUCUACCUUGACGACAAGAGCAUGAUUGAUGUUGAAGUGAUGGAGGAUGCCAAACAUCCUUUGAGUUUAUUCACUGAUAAUGAACUGGAUGCUCAGGUAGCAAGCUUCCCAUUCCAGAAGUCCAUGAGCCUCCUGGUGGUCAUGCCAAUGUCCGGCCAGGUGAACAUGUCUUCUCUCACAGCAAAGCUGAAUGUCUCUGACCUGUAUGAGCGUCUGCCAAAACAGAGAGCCGUUCAAGUUAAAGUCCCCAAAUUCAAACUUGAGUAUGCUCAAGAGCUACAGGAUGUUUUUACCAAAUUAGGCCUUGGUGAGGUGUUUACCAAUCCCAACUUGGCUGACAUGGCAGACGGCCCUCUGCUGGUAUCCAGUGUGAUGCAUAAAUCCAGCAUGGAGAUUAACGAGGAGGGUGCAGAGGCCGCUGCAACCACCGCGAUUGUGAUCUCAAGAGCAUCCAAUCCUGUUUUCCACCUCACACAACCUUUCUUCUUUGCACUAAUGGAUGAAAAGACUCAUGUACCGAUCUUCAUGGGUGUCAUAAACAACCCUAAUCCUGGAGCUCCUAUUCUGGAGAGAGGAGACCCUGGAGAUACAGAUAAAGUGGGAUUCCCAAUCGACAAGAAUCAUUACGGCACAUUUGGAGGCCGACCCAAGUAGGGACAAAUGAUGGCUCUGCUGCAUCAGAGAAAACACAAGCCAAGACCUCUAUGAUUGUACGGAUGAAAUGUACAAUAUCACUGGAACAAAAUGUGUGAAACAGAUGCUUUGUGAGUCUUUAUUUCUCUGCAGAAUAAACAGCCUGAGGAGGCCAAUAUUCCAUGUGAAAACCAAGUAUUCCUUCAUAAAUUUACAGUUUUGCUGCAUUUGAUUGCACAGCUUCGUUAGGAAACACAAAAAAAUAAAUAGAUAAAUAAAUAACAAGACAGGAAAUCAUUUUUACCCACUUUAAUUAUUUUACAGUUAAUGCAUUUCCCAUUAAAAUCAUCUGAUAGGAAAAUAAAAUGGAUCUUGAACCCCA
Cheilinus undulatus (humphead wrasse) is the source of this 2143-nucleotide messenger RNA. RefSeq names its product serpin peptidase inhibitor, clade F (alpha-2 antiplasmin, pigment epithelium derived factor), member 2b (gene serpinf2b). The record is from RefSeq and is a predicted model, not a curated record. Lineage: Eukaryota; Metazoa; Chordata; Actinopteri; Labriformes; Labridae. The transcript has 10 exons. Gene Ontology annotation, biological process: negative regulation of endopeptidase activity. The coding region runs from base 355 to 1782 and encodes 475 amino acids. Gene Ontology annotation, molecular function: serine-type endopeptidase inhibitor activity.